AUGGUGCAAGACGACAUCCCGGAGGACAUUCCAGAGGGUGUUAUUCUUCCUCCUCCAGCAGUUCAGGAGAUCAUCAACAAAACAGCGGGCUAUGUUCACAGGAAUGGAGCGAGUUUUGAAACGAGAAUCAAAGAGAAAGAAUUACACAAUAAUAAGUUUCAGUUUCUGAUUGAUGAGGAUCCAUACAAUGCUUUCUACAAAUGGAAGCUGGAGCAACUGAAAAACAACCAAACUAUAGACACUGCCUCUAACGAGCAAUUUCAGGAUCGUGAAUCUAAAGUUCAGGAGAUUUCCAGACCAAAGGAUCUGGAAUUUCUCAUUGAUUUUAAGCCCAUGAGUAGUCUUGAUCAUGAUAUUAUCAAAUUAACUGCACUUUAUGUGGCAGUUGAUAAAACCACAGGCGAUGGAGUUUUUAGGAAGAAAUUUGAACAAUCUUUUGGUGGAAAAAAUGCUCAAUUUGGAUUCUUAGAUCCUACACACUCCUUGAACUCCAUAUUCAACCAAUACGUGAAUCAGUACACCUUGCUCCUGAGGUUGAUGAAAGACAAAGAGAAAUCUGAUAUUUUUGCUAAGAUUGAACUUGGAUGCAACUCUGUUCAUUCUUUUUUGGAUAAAUCAUUUUCCAGAGCGGAAUACCUUCAACAAGAAAAGAUGAAAGAAGAGCAUAAAAAAGCCAAAGAUGAAGCUAUGAUGUUAGAGUUUGCUUCUAUCGAUUGGCAGGACUUUACACUAGUCCAAGUGAUUGAAUUCACGGAGGAGGAUUUUCAUUCCGAGCUAUCUCAACCGCUGAAUCUAUCAGAGUUACAAUACAGAAGUCUUGAGGAAAAGAGUUCGGGUCUUUUGAUCGAAGAGGCCCCACCUGAUUUUCAAGAAACAGAAGAACCAAAGAUAGAAAAUGUACCCCGAAGGAAGGUACCGAAAGGUAUGAAAAUUCGGGCAGCAGGAGAAACCAGAUUAGGCAGGAUGAAUGAACCCAAGGAAAAAUUAAUCAAGUGUCCCCUAACUGGCGAAUUGGUGCCCGAAUCUAAAUUUCAAGACCACAUUAACGUUCUGUUACGCGACCCUAAGUACAAAGAGGAGAGGGCAAGAUAUGAAGCUAAGGUUUCCAAGAGCAACCUCACAACUGACGAAGUACUUAACAAUGUGAGUAUUUUGGCUAAUGCAAGAAAGAUUCGGGAAGCAAAACAAUCCCAGAGUCAAUUAAACACCGAAGACAGCAAUCGCAAAAGACCUCUACAAUGGGAUGGUUAUAGUGCUAGUACUCAAACCAUUAAGAAACAGGCAAAGCAAAUGUACUCUGCGGAGGAAAUCGAGGAGCAAAAGAGACGAAGAAAAGAAAGCUUGAACCGUAUAGGAUCUCAUAAACCACAGUGA
Molecule: messenger RNA, 1374 nt
Organism: Komagataella phaffii GS115
Lineage: Eukaryota; Fungi; Ascomycota; Pichiomycetes; Pichiales; Pichiaceae
Product: Subunit of the SF3a splicing factor complex, required for spliceosome assembly
Exons: 1
Coding region: 1-1374 (457 amino acids)
Biological process (GO): regulation of alternative mRNA splicing, via spliceosome; mRNA cis splicing, via spliceosome
Cellular component (GO): catalytic step 2 spliceosome; U2 snRNP; U2-type prespliceosome
Molecular function (GO): RNA binding
Source: RefSeq, a predicted model, not a curated record